UCACAGGAAGAGACACACACACAGUCAGGAUGGAGGUGAAGCUGCUGUUUCUGACUGUUGUUCUGCUCUCCUCACCGCUCCUCACACUAUGUGACCCGCUGUAUGUUCUGUCGGCUCCUAAUCUGCUGAGGGUGGGUUCCUCAGAGAAGGUGUUUUUGGAGGCUCAGGAUUACUCUGGAGGCGCUCUAGAUGUGAAGAUCACAGUUAAGAGCCACCCAAAAAAAGACAGGGAGAUACUGUCUCAAUCAGUGACACUGACUGCAGCCAACAAUUUCCAAAUCCUUAAAGACAUAAAGAUUCCUGAUGAUCAGAACUUCUUCUCUGACGAUCCUCUGGAGAAGCAGUAUGUGUAUCUACAAGCUCAGUUUCCAACCGUCACUCUGGAGAAAGUGGUCCUGCUAUCAUUUCAGUCUGGAUAUAUAUUUGUCCAAACAGACAAACCCAUCUACACACCUAAUAGCACAGUUCUUUACAGGAUUUUCUCUUUGAUGCCAAACUUGAAACCAUUCAGCAAUGCUUCAUUGACAGUGGAAAUCAAGAAUCCACAAGGCAUCACAGUUUCAUCAGAUAAGAUAUAUACAGCAGAAGGAAUAAAGUCUGGAAAGUAUGCCAUCCCUGAAGUUGCCAGUCCAGGGAUCUGGAAGAUUGUCACACUGUUCUCAAACACUCCUCAGAAGAAGUUUACUGCUGACUUUGAGGUCAAAGAAUAUGUGCUUCCAACAUUUGAGGUGAAAUUAAAGCCCAGCAAGUCAUUCUUCUAUGUGCGUGAUGAGAGUCUGACAGUCAACAUUGAAGCCAAGUACCUGUUUGGACAGAAGGUGGAUGGAAAUGCGUUUGUGGUGUUUGGUGUGAUGGAAGAUGAGAAGAAAAUAAGGAUUCCUGCAUCUCUGAAAAAAGUUCAGUUAAUGAAAGGAGCAGGCGAAGCAAAUCUGACCAAUCAGAUGAUCACCAAGACCUUUCCAAACAUUAACCAGCUGGUUGGACGAUCCAUCUAUGUUUCAGUCAGUCUAUUAACAGAAAGUGGCAGUGAAAUGGUGGAAGCAGAAAGGAGAGGCAUUCAGAUUGUGACGUCACCGUACACCAUCCACUUCAGAAAAACACCACACUUCUUCAAACCUGGGAUGCCCUUCUACGUCUCGGUCUAUGUAACAAAUCCUGACCAGACACCUGCUGAGAAUGUGGAAGUGGAAGUCAAUCCUGGAGGGGUCAAAGGUCAAACAAGAGACAAUGGCAUUGCAAAGGUUACCAUCAACACACAGGGAGGAUCUUCAACACUGGAGAUCACUGCAAAAACCAAAGAUCCAGAAUUAAGUGAUGAUCAGCAGGCAGUGAAGAAGAUGACGGCUCAGGCCUACAUUCCUAAAGGUGGCUCACAAAACUACCUUCACAUCGGCAUCGGGGCUGCAGAGCUUCAGAUUGGUGAUUCAAUGACAGUCAGUCUGAACACAGGACAAAGUCCAGGAGAAAUAGAUUUCACCUACAUGAUCUUGAGUAAAGGUCAAAUUGUAAAAGUAGACAGGUUUAAGUGGAAAGAACAAUCUCUAGUGGCUCUUUCUCUGCCUGUAACCAAAGACAUGAUACCAUCCUUCCGCUUUGUGGCUUAUUACCAUGUGGGCUCGUCUGAGGUGGUGUCUGAUUCAGUCUGGGUCGAUGUGAAGGACACAUGCAUGGGAACGUUCCAGAUUAAGGUGAAGGAUGAGAGGGUUAAUAUCUAUGGGCCAGGUAAUAAGGUCGAGCUGCAGAUAACUGGAGAUCCUGGAGCUAAAGUUGGUCUGGUGGCGGUUGACAAGGCUGUGCAUGUCCUUAACAAGAACAGACUCACUCAGACUCAGAUCUGGGACGUUAUAGAGAAGCAUGACACCGGCUGUACAGCAGGAGGUGGGAGGGACAGUAUGGGGGUUUUCACUGAUGCAGGUCUGAUGUUUGAGUCCAGCACUGCAGGAGGAACAAACACCAGAACAAAACCAGAGUGUCCCAUUCAAGCAAAGAGAAAACGGAGAGCCGAAAAACUCCUGCAGAUCACUGAUACACUGGCUGGUAAAUACACUGGUGAACUGAAGCAGUGUUGUGUUGAUGGGAUGAGGGAUAAUAAACUCGGCUACACCUGUGAACGAAGAUCCACGUACAUCGUCGAUGGGGAAGAGUGUGUCAAGGCCUUCCUGGACUGCUGCAACCAGAUGAAAGAUCGCAAGAACACAAAGUCCGAAGAGGAGGAGAUGAUUCUGGCUCGCAGUGAUGAUGAAGAUGCCUAUUACACAGACUCUGAAGAGAUUGUAUCCCGUACACAAUUCCCUGAGAGCUGGCUUUGGGAAGAGGUUGAUCUACCCUUUCCUGGUAAAAGUGGAACAACAUCCGUCCCAAAAGUGAUCUGUCUCAAAUACUCUAUCACUACCUGGCAGAUCUUGGCUGUCAGUCUGUCACCAACACUUGGCAUCUGUGUGGCAGAACCUAAGGAGAUGGUUGUUUUUAAGCCGCUUUUCAUUGACCUAAAGAUGCCUUACUCAGCUGUGCGCGGCGAACAACUGGAAAUCAGGGCCAUUAUUCACAACUACACCCCAGUUAAACAGAAGGUGCGUGUGGAGUUUAUGAAGACAGAAGAUGUUUGCAGCUUUGCCAGUAAGAAAGGCAAAUACAGAACGACAGUAUCUGUUGAGAAAGACUCCAGUAUAUCAGUUUCAUAUGUGAUUAUUCCCAUGACGCUGGGCAAUAAGGAUAUUGAGGUGAAAGUUUCAGCAUAUGAUGCCAUCUACUCUGAUGGAGUGAGAAAGACGCUGAAGGUGGUGUCUGAGGGUGUGCUGACUGAAGUACACAGAGAAAAUGUGGAGCUCAAUCCUGUUAAGAACGGGGAAAAACCUUUAGUUUUUAAUGCUGACAAACAAGCUAAUCGGGUUCCAGACACACCUGCUAACACAUACAUCUCAAUUACUGGAGAGAAGAUCACACAGACAGUCGAGCAGGCCAUCAGUGGAGACUUCAUGGGUCGCCUUAUUAUCCAGCCCAGUGGAUGUGGAGAGCAGAUAAUGAUCGGUAUGACUCUACCUGUCAUUGCCACUCAUUAUCUGGACAGCACCCAUCAGUGGGAGACUGUUGGCAUGGAGCGCCGAAAUGAAGCCAUCAACCAUAUCAACAUAGGUUAUCAGCGGCAGCUGGGUUACCGUAAAACAGAUGGAUCCUAUGCUGCAUGGACACACAGGCCGAGCAGCACAUGGCUGACAGCAUAUGUGGCUAAAGUCUUCGCCAUGGCCAAUGACCUUGUUCCUAUAAACGAAGAUGUGCUCUGCGGUGCUCUCAAAUGGCUGGUUCUGCACAAACAAACACAAUUUGGCUCCUUCAAAGAGGAUUCAGCUGUAUUUCAUGGAGAGAUGGUGGGUGACGUACAGGGCAAUGAUGCUGAUGCCUCGCUGACGGCUUUUGUUGCGAUUGCCAUGCAAGAGGCCAAAGAGAUCUGUUCUAAAGAAAGUCUGCAUGAAAGUAUCAGGAAGGCUGUUUUCUUCUUAGAAGGUCAACUUCCACAACUGACCAAUCCUUACGCUGUUGCGAUGACAUCAUAUGCCAUGGCCAAUGAGAACAAACUCGAUAAAGACAUUUUGAUGAAACACUCCACCCAACGUGGAGCCGGUCGGUCCUGGACUGUCCCUGGACAGCAUCAUCACUCACUAGAGGCCACGGCUUAUGCUGUGCUGGCGCUUGUGAAGGCAAAAGACUUUGAUAAAGCAGGAGAAGCAGUGCACUGGCUGAACAGACAACAGUCUCACUAUGGAGGAUCUGGCACCACACAGGCGACCAUCAUGGUGUUCCAGGCCGUGGCAGAGUAUCGCACGCAGGUGAAGGACCGACAAAACUUCAAUAUGGAAGUGGAGCUGUCUGUAGAAGGAAGCAGCAAACCUGUCAGAUAUACUAUCAAAAGAGAGAAUGCACAUCUUACAUGGUCACACAAUGUGGAGAUAAACCAGGACUUCACUGUAACUGCUAGAGGAACUGGAACAGCCACUCUCUCAGUUCUGACGAUGUACUACGCCAGACCUGUUGAGAAGAAAUCUGACUGUACUUUCUUUGAUCUGACUGUUAAAAUGGAGAAAGACACUGAAACAAAACAAGGAGCCAUUGCAAGUUACAAGCUCACUAUGGAUUUCAUCUACAAAAGUAAUAAAACCGAUGCCACCAUGACUAUUCUGGACAUUGGUUUACCGACUGGAUUUGAAGUUGAAGAACAUGAUCUUGAACAGUUGUCUUCAGGGAAGGAGAGAUACAUUCAGAAAUUUGAAAUGAAUAAAGUUCUGUCAGAGCGAGGAUCCCUCAUCCUCUACUUAGAUAAGGUUUCUCAUAAAGAGGUGGAAGUAAUUUCCUUCAGAAUGCACCAGCUGUAUAAUGUGGGUCUGCUACAACCUGCUGCAGUCACAAUAUAUGAAUAUUACUCACCAGAUGCACGCUGUACAAAGUUCUACCAUUCUGACAGGACAGAUGCUGCGAUAUACAAACUGUGUAAAGGAGACCUGUGCUACUGUGCAGAAGAAAGCAGCAAGUGACCGACAGCCCACACACUUAGGAGCAU
Messenger RNA from Carassius auratus (goldfish), 4552 nucleotides. Its product is annotated as complement C3-like. Gene Ontology annotation, molecular function: endopeptidase inhibitor activity. Gene Ontology annotation, cellular component: extracellular region. The transcript has 38 exons. The coding region runs from base 30 to 4526 and encodes 1498 amino acids. The record is from RefSeq and is a predicted model, not a curated record. NCBI's taxonomy places the organism in Eukaryota, Metazoa, Chordata, Actinopteri, Cypriniformes, Cyprinidae.